Messenger RNA from Cylicostephanus goldi, 759 nucleotides. The record is from the annotation of a GenBank genome assembly. NCBI's taxonomy places the organism in Eukaryota, Metazoa, Nematoda, Chromadorea, Rhabditida, Strongylidae.
AUGCUGAGAACCGCCUUUGUCUUGGGAGCCACGGGAGCUGUUGGUACGCAGUUAGUAGAAGCUCUGCUGAAGUCCAAACAGUUCAAGAAAAUUGUCAUCAUCGGAAGAAGAAAAAUCCCUCAGGAUAAUGAGUCCAUAGAACAAGUUAUUGUCAACUUCGAUGAAAUCGAAAAGCAUUCGGAUGCCUUCAAGGAUGUGGACGUUGGCUUUUGCGCUCUAGGUACGACUAGAGGUAAAGCCGGUAAGGAAGGCUUCUACAAGGUCGAUCAUGACUAUGUUGUUAACUCAGCAAGGGUAGCUAAAGAGCAAGGUGUGAAGGAGUUUGUGCUUGUCUCUUCUGCUGGCGCAAAUGAAAGUUCAUUCUUCUUAUAUCCGAAGACAAAAGGCGAAACUGAGCGGGAUGUCGAUGCUCUGGGAUUUGAUAAAUUCCUCAUCAUGCACCCUGGCUUACUGGAAGGCCCAAGAGAAGAAUCUCGACUACUCGAAUCCAUUGCAAAGCUUGCAAUAAAGCCAGUAAAGCUUUUUUCGAACUCUGUCGCCAUCUCUACAGAGGAUGUUGCUAAGGUAAGCAUUUUUUCAAAGUUUUUGAUCUUCUGUUUCUUAGAAGAUCUACCUCCUAUUAUGGUUCUUAUUUUCUUGCAGGCCAUGAUUGUUGGCGCUUGCUCAAAUGAGUUGAAAGGUAAAGUGAUUUGGGAUAAUGCGACCAUGUUAGAGAAGACGAAGUCCUUUGAUGACCUUUGCAAGCAGAGCUCUACAUGA